GGUGAUUACCCACCGCUAGCGGAGGGAAGAGGGCCGAGCCUCGAAGCUACAGGGGAACUUGAAGAGAGCAGGGGGAGGAGGAGAAGGAUUGAUAUAACAAGAGCGGCUGUCGAGUUUUCACUCACUCACCAGACCGAUAAAGGGGAGCGGGCUUUCCAUUCAUUUAGAGCGCAGGCAACUUUGCUUUCUUGAGUUCGUGGCGCGGGUCCGUUCACCACAACAAACUUACCUAUUUUUAUUAUUAUUAUUAUUAUAACUUUUGAAGUUUUCUUCGUAAACGUCAAACAAGACAUCAGCAUAUCAGAAACUGUGAGAGGCGUCCGAGGUGGGAAGUUUGUUUCCUUCCUUUGAACUGCAUGACAUUUGAAGGACUUGAGAACCUGACAGAGUUUCUUCACCUACCGCGUGGUGUGGGAUUUUUGAGCCGAAACGGGGAGUUCUCAAAUGCAAAAGUACAUGUAUGAGAAAGCAAUGGCACAAGAAACAAGGAACGGAGGAACCUCUACGUUAAAUAACAACAAUGGUGUUGACAACUGCAAGAAGAAGCUGCUCAUUGCGCUCGACGUCUUCUGUCUUCUACUCGCCAUGCUGCCGACCCUGGCUCUGCACCGUACUUCUAUUCGCCCGUACCAGAGGGGUCUUUACUGCAAUGACUCCAGCCUGAAGUACCCCUACAAGAACAGCACCGUGCCCUCCUCAGUGCUCAUUUCUGUCGGCUUGACACUGCCCGCGGUGUCCAUUGUGAUUGGAGAAUGCUUCAGGAUUCACCAGCUACAUGAGGGAACCAAGUCAUUUGUGGGGAAUCCCUACGUGGCCGCUCUCUACAAACAGAUGGGCGUGUUUCUGUUCGGCUGUGCCGUCAGCCAGUCGUUCACAGAUAUCGCCAAGGUGUCGGUGGGUCGCAUGAGACCACACUUCUUAGAUGUGUGCAGACCAGAUUUUGCCACCAUCAACUGCUCACUGGGAUACAUCACCAACUAUACCUGCACCGGCAGAGAGAGCGACGUACAAGAGGCCAGGAAAUCUUUCUUCUCAGGACAUGCCUCCUUUUCGAUGUUUACCAUGCUCUACCUGGCUUUCUAUCUCCAGUCUAGGUUCACAUGGCGUGGUGCUCGUCUCCUCCGCCCGUUGCUCCAGUUCACCUUGCUGAUGAUGGCCUUCUACACCGGCCUGUCGCGCGUCUCCGACCACAAGCACCACCCGACCGAUGUCCUGGCAGGCUUUGUGCAGGGAGCCCUGGUGGCCUACUGCAUAGUGUUCUACGUGUCCGACCUGUUCAAGCCCAGGGCGAAGCCGGCCACGCCCCCGCCCUCCCCGAUCAAGAAGGAACUCCUGCCUUCCGGCGAUAUCAUCGACAGGAACAACCACCACAACAUGGUGUGAGACAGGCCACACCGCCUUCCUGUGACUGAGGAGCCAAACGCAGUGCUGCUCACCUCCCAUCGGACAGUAGAAUGUAGCGACAAGAGACUGUAGCUGCAUCUUAAAUGGCAUCCUCCUCCCUUUUGCUGUGCCCAGCGAGGCACUCUGUGGACUAGGGUGUCAGAUUUGAGAUUUGCACAGCAGAGUCCACUCUCACUAUCCACAUGUAUUAUUUACUACACUGUUAACUACUUAUCCACAUUUGAGCCCAUCUUUUUGAGCACAAGCAAAAACAAAUUGGAAGCUAAAAGACGAGCAAUUAAUCAAGCAAUUGAUGACCUGACAGGCAGAGCUGAGGGUGUGGAGGUUUGACGGAAGUGUAACCACAUGAAGAAAAAAUGAAGAGACGAAUAUUAUAUACGAAUAUAUAUUAAAAAAAAAAAGGCAACCCCCCGCCCUGCCUAGGGAGAGAAGGAUAUCCAGCAAUGCUUCCUCUCUGAACUCUCUGUGGCCUUGGAACACCGUAGAACAACAACUUCCUUAGCGAUGGGAAGGAUAUUACUGCAAUGACUUGCAGCAUAGAAACAUUAACAGGAUAGAUAAUUAUAACUUAUAGCACUGUUCUAACUUCAUUGUCCAUUAUCACCACUUGCUGCCUGAGACGUCUGGCCAGAAAAAACUUGAUCAUGCUGAUAUGAGACAGAUAUUAACCAAUCCCGGUGUGAUAGUGUUGCACGAUUUACCUACACGGGCAAGAUAACAUUAGCAGAGCAAAGCUUCCACAACAACUAUAGCCCUGUAACCAUACACUUAUCUUGUUAGGCCUAUAUUACAGUUUACAGUACUCUGAAGGUCUGGAAAGCCAAGGCCGACAUUACACGCUUCUGUCUCCAGAUCAGCACGUCAAGCUUUUUGUAGUUGACUCUCAGAGCGGCCCAAACCCGGGAUGUUGCAUUUCUUGAGAGUUAGAUGUAGUGAAGGGGGUAUAAAUUCUGUGGAAGGAGGGAGGCAGACCCCACAGCCUCCCAGCACCUGUGUGAGGGGCGUGGCUGCGCCAUGCUUCUUCCUGGUGUUGGUGCCGCCUGUCUCGCUCCCUGAACAGGGAGGGGGCAGGUGGAUGGAGUGAAAGGGUGCAGUCUGUCACCACGGAAAAGAGGGUGAUGAUUUACAGCUAAGCUGGCACAUUAUUUCGGGAAGAUUUGAGCUCCUUCCGCUGGCAGGGAGGAGCUCUCACCCACCCAAUCACUCAUUGGCAAUGGUUUGUCUCUCAGUGUGUGUGUGUGUGUGUGUGUGUGUGUGUGUAUGUGUUGUGUACAAUCACGUGCUUGCGUGGUUGCGUGUGUGCACAUGUAUGAGCCCUGUGCCCUGUGAAAAGAAACCCCCUCUUGAUAAACUAUGUGUGUGUCAUAUGAAACUCACACACCGUCAGCUGUGCCAAGUGUAUGUGUGCGUGUGCGUCAGAGAGUGAGAGAGUUAUAAAAACUGUGGAUCUAAUAUUUUUAUUUUCUGCUAAGGAGCAUCUUUAACCUUGUAUGUUUAUAGCCUGUCCCAUAUAAUCACUAAUAGUUGUACAGUACCAGAUACAGAAGUCCUUUUAUUUACAGCCGACUCAGAUAUCCGCCUCCUCUGACAACACACACCGCCAUGUUGCACAUCUUUCUCAUCGUGCAGUCCGUCCUAUCAUUUCGCAAAGCCGUUCUCACUCUCUUUUUAUAAAUAUAUAAAUAAUGUAUAGAUCACUAAAAUUAACUCUGUAAGAUAUUGUUUCUUAACAUGUUUAGAUAUAUCCACUAUGAUUACAGACCUGUGUUCUUUAAAAGUGCUGCUUAAAAAGCAUCAAUUGACAGAUCUUUGUAUCUAGAUAACAGAACUAUUGUAGAUUGUAAUAGUUUGUAAUAUGCAUUGAAAAAAUACACCCACCAAUGUAUUAAAAUACAAUAUUAGUAUUUUUGUAUUGUCUUGUUUUUUUGUACAAAAGAAAUGGUAGUAAUGCUGUUUUGUUUUGUUUGUCUUUUUUGCUAAAUGUAAUUAGCUCCAUUACAUGUGCUUUUAAAUAAAAAGCUCAUUAUGAACACA
Molecule: messenger RNA, 3438 nt
Organism: Mugil cephalus (flathead mullet)
Lineage: Eukaryota; Metazoa; Chordata; Actinopteri; Mugiliformes; Mugilidae
Gene: plpp3
Product: phospholipid phosphatase 3
Exons: 7
Coding region: 445-1383 (312 amino acids)
Biological process (GO): canonical Wnt signaling pathway; phospholipid dephosphorylation; phospholipid metabolic process
Molecular function (GO): phosphatidate phosphatase activity
Source: RefSeq, a predicted model, not a curated record